AUGCAACAUGAUGGCGCUCUCCGGGCCAUCACUACUCGGCUGAGUGCCACACCCGUUGAAGAUCUUCCUCGAAUAUCUGGCUUCCUUGCGACCUCGCUGGCCCAAUGUCCUGUCGAAUUGCUUUCCUCAGAUAGCAAAGGCAAUAGCUCUUCGGUGGUCGCACACAAACUCAAAACCCGAAUCACAUCUUUACUGCAAGACAAAUCUCCUGCGAGUCGAUUCACCGCUGCGGUACUCAUCAAGGCAAUCGUCGACAAUGGCGGCUUGAAGAGCCUCUCUAAUUGGGAGGUCUGGGCCAGAGGCCUACUCAGCUGCUUGGGGAAACCUGACCCUUUCGAAGUGAAGAGAAUCUAUCUGGCUACAGUCACUCGGAUUUUUGUCCUCUCCCAGGACCACCCGGUAAUGGUACGGGAGCUCACGACACCACUCCUCCCGGCAUUCAUCACAACAUGUCUCGGCCUCAUCAAGCCAGUCAAAGCUCAAGUUGACGGCAACUUCAAUCCCAUCCUCCAAUCGGUGCUCCAAUGCUGGAUUCAGCUGUUACCCCGGCACGCAACGGUCUUUCGCCCGUUUCUGACACGUAUCAAGCUGAUUUGCCUGAGCCUUCUUGAAGAUGUCCGGACUGCCACUUCUACCAGAGAGCUCGCGAUUCAGCUUCUCUGCCUGUUACUAUCGUGCGCGCCGAAGAACACGAUGGCUCAAGAAUGGGCCCAAGCAGUCUCUGUUCUCAUCACCUGUGCCCACCAAACUGCCGACAGAUUGUUCAGAGCCGUAAUCGAGGAAUACGAGGCCAACGACAAAACCCGUCAAAAUACAGACGGAAAGCAUAACUUUUCUAAGGAGCCAAAGACUUCGGGCGCCGACCAGGUUGGACUGGCUCCAUGGGUUGGCAUGUACGACGGCAGUACCAGGCUUGCAACAUUUCUCGACUGGUUAGGAUGUUUGGUUUCAACAGUUACGCCGCAAGCAAUCAUGGUCCCUCUGGGGCCCUUGCUCGACCUGAUUUCUCGUAUACUGGCCGUGAUCGUGCCUGGAGGCGCGUCAAGUACAACGGAUGCUCUAAAAUAUCACAAAGAAGCAAGCCGAGAAGAGCGGGAAAGUCUUUGGAUGAACUUGUCUCGCCUCCAUGUGGCGUGUCUUCGUCUGCUCCAGAAGUUAUACGAAAGCUUUGGACAGGCCUUUCUCCCAGCCAAUGCGACCAUGGUCAUCCAGGUCAUGGAAUCAUUUAUUACCAUGGCAAGUGACAAAAUGGUGAGGCGAGAAGUCUAUGUCACCUUUCUUGGUAUCUUGAGAAAUAUGAAUACCACCGGCUUCGUAUUUCGCGAGACCACCUUUUCAACUUUACUUGAGCACUGCUGCAGUGACCUGCGAAGCGGCAUCCCCGGCUCCGAUGAUCAAAGCAACCACAACCCCUCAAAAGAUGGGUUUUUGAGCGCCAAAUCCUUUUUGCCGGCUGCUGGAGGUUCCAGCUUUGCGGAAAGACAGGACGAAGUCUUCGGAGCAGCCUGGAGAUUGCUGCCAGAAAUCUUGUCCCAUUGUCCGACGUCCAUUAUAUCUCGCCAAGCAAGGAUAGAAGCAGAUAGACUGUCUGUAUUGCUCGAUCACCACGAUGCCAUGAUGGCAAGUGUCCUGCGUCCAAUGCUGACCAAAGAUGGAAAAAUGAGGAUUGCCAGUCUGCUCCCGUUCCUCGCUAGAUCUUCGGCAGACUGUCUCGACACUGAGGCUCUCUUAAGGCCUCGAAUGCCUGUUAUUCAAAAUAGGGAGAUCUCUGCGCAGCCACCUCAUGAGACUCGAGUCCACCUUAGCGACCAAGAGGGUCCAGAUAUGCCCGACGAAAACGGCGCAGCCUUAUCUGACCCUGAAGGCGCCACUGAAGCCGCAGAGGUUGAUGGCAAACAACAGGUACCCGGUAAUCUCGACGAUCAAGAGGGAGAUGAUGGGACCCACGCUUUGACGGCGAGGAAGCGAAAACUUGAGUCCGCUCAAGACAGCACUUUUCAAGCAUGCACUCCCACCGUUUUCGAGGAUGCUGAAAUGGUUGAUUUAAGAAUGUCAAAGGUGCCACGGUUGGAGGAUGGCAUCGUGGAAGAGUCAGUAUCGGAAGAGGCUUUUUCGAUUGAGACACGAGACGCACAACCUUUGGUUGCCACAACUUCCGGGGUAGAAGCGCAGUCUUCGAGCUCAGGAGUCCAGCCUACAGGCACGAUACCCAACAUGGUGUCGUCUGAGAACAUUAGGAACGAUGACAGCGACAGCAGUGACUUUGAAAUUCCGACAAUUGACCCAGGACUGGACACAGAUGAGGAAGAUUUGUAG
Messenger RNA from Fonsecaea erecta, 2316 nucleotides. RefSeq lists its product as hypothetical. NCBI's taxonomy places the organism in Eukaryota, Fungi, Ascomycota, Eurotiomycetes, Chaetothyriales, Herpotrichiellaceae. The coding region runs from base 1 to 2316 and encodes 771 amino acids. Gene Ontology annotation, biological process: rRNA processing. The transcript has a single exon. Gene Ontology annotation, cellular component: nucleus. The record is from RefSeq and is a predicted model, not a curated record.